Molecule: messenger RNA, 1155 nt
Organism: Cladophialophora bantiana CBS 173.52
Lineage: Eukaryota; Fungi; Ascomycota; Eurotiomycetes; Chaetothyriales; Herpotrichiellaceae
Exons: 1
Coding region: 1-1155 (384 amino acids)
Source: RefSeq, a predicted model, not a curated record
AUGCAGAAUCUCGAUCUGACAGCUUCGAAAUGGGCGAGUCCCGAUGUGCGUCGCGAACGAGAAUCGCAGGUGCCGACCUGGACACGAAGAGCGCCCUCGCCACAGACACACAACAACGGCUCCUUCAAUUCGUUGCAGCAGCCGCAACACCAAAAUCAACCAUUGUCGCCGAAACCGCUCAGCUCUGCGCAACGAAGAUACUUGUCCCGCCAGGCUGAACUGCAGCGAUUCCGCAGGCUGUUUCGGCGGCUGGCCUGGAAAGCAAAUAGUUUGACGCACUGGUCUCAUCGUGCGCUGAAUCUAGCUCAAGAACACCAGAACCAACGGCAUCACAAUAGCAAUGGCCCCUCUAAUGAGCUGCUCGACCAACAAUGGGCCGCCGGUCCACGGGCUACACUCGGACCGUACGACUUGAUCAUUGACCCGGUCGACGCGGAACGACAAUUCAAGAUCGACUUUUACGAGUUCUAUGCCUUACUCGAGCGCGGACUCGUCUGCCUCCUGGGUGUUUGGGGGAUUGUAAUUACAGCCUCCGCCGCAGCCGCGGGUCCAAUGGCGGAGGGCGACGACACGGGCACUGCGUCUUCUUCCUCGAAAACACAAGGCAAUGGCGGUGGGAUAGUAUCAGGAUCAGGAUCAGGAUCGUCACAGCCCCCCGCCAUCAUCGGCGACUCGCUGUACUUCCAAGGCGCCGCGCACCGCUUCCACGCCAACGUCCUCGCCGCCCUCGACCACCCUUCAAACCCUCUGCACUCGAUCCUCGGCACAGGGCCCGUGAGAGAGUACAUCGGCGUAGCCAAGGAGUUCCGCAACAAAUGGAAAGAUGUCGAGUCGCGGCCUGAGGAUUCCUUCCGCGGUCCGGAGAGGGUAGAAGAGGAGUGGGAUCCGGCCAAGACGAGGCGCUACGAGAAAGUGCUCCACGAUCUCAAGUUGGAGGAGUUGCUGGGGAGUGUGCUCCGGGCGCUGGAAGAGGCUGGUCGGAAGGCGGAAGCAGAGAUCGAGAGACUCGGAGGUUCGCUGUUGGGAGGGGGAGCGGCCAGCAAGAGUAAUAUUGUCGGUGGUCCUCCCGAUGUGGUGGAUUUUGAUAUGCAAGAUGCCCCGUUUGAAGUCAUGGACAGACAAGGAGGCGAGUUGGAUUAUGAGAUGGAGUUCUGA